Molecule: messenger RNA, 1897 nt
Organism: Dunckerocampus dactyliophorus (ringed pipefish)
Lineage: Eukaryota; Metazoa; Chordata; Actinopteri; Syngnathiformes; Syngnathidae
Gene: nt5c2l1
Product: 5'-nucleotidase, cytosolic II, like 1
Exons: 18
Coding region: 40-1563 (507 amino acids)
Molecular function (GO): 5'-nucleotidase activity
Source: RefSeq, a predicted model, not a curated record
UGUAAAGUUGAGUGCAUCCCGCAAUAUAUCUGAUUUUGGAUGUCAGCAACUUUGGACGCCAUGGACACAGAAGACUGUUUGUAUGAUGACUGCAAGGUGACCAGAAGCUUUGAACAAAAGAUUUUUGUCAACAGAAGCCUGACACUGGAAAACAUCAAAUGCUAUGGCUUUGACAUGGACUACACGCUCGCCAUGUACAUCUCUCCUGACUAUGAGAGUCUGGGCUUUGAGCUUAUAAGGGACAGAAUGGUGUCUGUCGGCUACCCUCAUGAGAUUCUGCGGUACAAGUACGACCCAAGCUUCCCCACAAGGGGGUUAGUGAUUGACACCACGUACGGGAAUCUCCUGAAGGUGGAUUCAAACGGAAAUAUUCUUGUGUGCAGUCACGGCUUCUGCUUCCUCAAAGGCGAGGAGAUCCACAGCUAUUACCCCAACAGGUUCAUUCAGAGGGAUGACACGGACCGUUUCUACAAUCUCAACACCCUCUUCAACCUGUCAGAGACAUAUCUCUAUUCUUGCCUUGUGGACUUCUUCAAUGAAUGUAACAGAUACAGAAAUGUGCUAAAAGGUUACCGCCACGGCGACCUGUUCAUGUCGUACAGAAGCAUGUUCCAAGAUGUCCGAGAUGCCAUGGACUUCAUCCACGACACAGGCGUCCUCAAGGAGCAGACCAUCAAGAACCUCGAUAAAUACGUCAUCAAAGAUCCCAACAUUAUUGUCCUUUUGACUCGAAUAAAAGAGGUAGCCAAGGUCUUUCUGGCCACCAACAGCGACUACACCUACACCGAGGCCAUCAUGAAAUACCUGCUAGAAAGUGGCGUGAAGUCAGGGGGUCCCAAAAAGCCAUGGCGCUCUUUCUUUGACCUCAUCGUGGUGGACACGAGGAAGCCGCUGUUCUUUGCGGAGGGGACGGUGCUGAGACAGGUGGACACGGACACAGGGAAACUCCUUAUUGGGACGUACACCGGCGCCCUCCAGCAUGGAACUGUGUAUUCUGGAGGCUCGUCAGACAUUGUGUCCGACCUACUGGACGUGAGAGGCAAGGACAUCCUCUACGUUGGAGAUCACAUCUUUGGCGACAUCCUCAAGUCGAAGAAACGUCAAGGCUGGAAGACCUUCCUGGUGGUGCCCGAGCUCACCAAGGAGUUGAAAUUGUGGGAGGAGAAGAAGAAUUUGUUUGAGGAGCUGAAAAGUCUGGAUGUCUUCUUAGCAGAGUUGUACAAGCACCUGGACAGUGGCAGUAGGGGCGCUCCUGAUAUCCCCACCAUUCACUCCAGAAUAAAGAUGCUAACCGUCAGGAUGGACAUGUCUCACGGCCAGAUGGGAAGUCUCGUGCGUAGCGGCUCCAGACAGACGCUGUUUGCCAGCCAGCUGAUGCGCUACGCUGACCUCUACUCAUCCAGCUGCCUCAACCUGCUAAACUACCCCUGGAACUACCUCUUCAUGGCUCCUCCAGUGCUGAUGCCCCACGAGGCCUCGGCGCUCAACUCUUUGGACUUUCCUCCCAAGAAGAUCACCAACUGCGACCAGGCGCGAAGCAUUGAAGACAAGCUUCCCGCAUGAGAAAGACAUAUGAAGAUGUCUCUGAAGUGUCUCUGCAUGCUGGAUGGAUGGGGAAAAGGACAUGUGCAUUAGGAGUGUUAGUUUGUGGCAGCCAUGAUGGGACAUAACGUCUUGUUGCCUGCAAUAUGAACCUUUUGCUCCCCCUGCUGGAUGGGAGUUGCUAUGACCCCCUGACUCAAAUAUGAAAUCCAAUGGAAAGCAUGUACAGUAUCUCCUAAUUUUGUGUUUAUUAUUAUUAUUUAUUACUGUUACUCAAAAAAAUUCAAAUAAAAAGAACAAAUGCAUGCUUUUUACUGGACAUAAUUCACUAACUACAUCGAUGAACUCAUGUGUG